Molecule: messenger RNA, 1232 nt
Organism: Radiomyces spectabilis
Lineage: Eukaryota; Fungi; Mucoromycota; Mucoromycetes; Mucorales; Radiomycetaceae
Exons: 5
Coding region: 114-1022 (302 amino acids)
Biological process (GO): regulation of transcription by RNA polymerase II
Cellular component (GO): nucleus
Molecular function (GO): protein dimerization activity; RNA polymerase II cis-regulatory region sequence-specific DNA binding; DNA-binding transcription factor activity, RNA polymerase II-specific
Source: RefSeq, a predicted model, not a curated record
CGCAAAAUAACAUUUCGAUUUCGACCCUUUUACCAGGCCGUCUUCUACCUUUCCACUCUUUGAUAACCCUCCUUCCCGUUCCAAUCCUUCGAAUUAUCUACCUUUCAUUCAGAAUGCAACACCCUCCUCAAUUUUCCGCCGCCGAGUACGUCAACGAUUACUACCCUGUCCCCUCCACCAAGUUGGAUUUGAUGCAUGACACCGCAUUGUAUCCCUCAGUCCAGCCUGUCACGGUCCCCAGCAAUGCUUCCUUCUAUGGUUCUCCUCCUUCUGCUGGGGCUUACUAUGACCCUUCAUUUGGAUUCAGUUCCAUGCAACCCGGAAGCCCCGACUCAUUCAUGUCGGCCAUGACCCCGUCCACUCCUCCGAUUGUGAUGAGACAAGAUCCUCCGAUGCUUGUCGCUUCCUCGUCGUCUUCGACUGUUUCCUCCACUUCAUCGACGGCCUUCCUCAGUGAAACGUUUGCCAAGGUGUCUUCGUUACCUGAAUCUUUCUAUCCGGAGUUUUUGCAGUAUUCCAAGGAAACGUAUGAGCAACAAUCGGUGACCAAGAAGCGGAAAGCACAAGAUGACACGAUCCCAACUCAGCACGAUAACUCUGAUAAAGACCAAUUGAGUUCCAACUUUGCUGAGUAUCGCAAGCAUCGAAAGCUCGACCACCAGCGAUCUCCCUCUCCACAAGAGGAUUCGGGGUCCGAUGAUGGGACCAGUGAUGAUAUGCGCACCACGGCUGAAAUGCGUCGACAGAUCCAUAUUCAAUCCGAGCAAAAGCGUCGUGCCCAAAUCAAAGACGGGUUUGAAGAACUCCGUAACGAGUUGCCUGCUUGUCUGAACAAAAAGAUGAGCAAAGUGGUCCUGUUACAUCGCACCGUUCAACAUAUCCAGCAUUUGAAGAGUACGCAAAUGGUCAUUUUGGCCGAACUGGAACGCCUUGUGCAUGAAAAUGAACAACUUCGCUCGUUCCAACAAGGUGUGCUGCAGAAACAAGCGCUGGAGAAUAUGUACUCCAUUGGCACCAUGUAAAUCCGUCCACGUACUCAUUUCAUCACUUCUUUUCUUCUACGCACUACUUCAAUUUCCUGUUUCUAUAUUGCAUUCUCUCUAUCUAAGCCCACUUUUUUUUAUAUGUCCAAAUUUUUCCUUUAAUGUCGACUGCCUCUACAUAUUUUCUUUUUUCUUUCUUCAAAUUUAUAGAGUCUGUUCUAAUGUUCCUUUUUUUUUUCUCUCUCUCUG